CGAUACGACUGUUCCUUGCUCAAAAUGGAUCACUGAAUUAAUCCAAUAUAUUCUAUAAUAUUUUGUGUUACUAACGUGUAAUUAAUUCAUUGAAUGGACGCGAUAAUUGUUAUCUUUUUCCUGACGUUUCCCUUGUACGUAUAGCAUAAGUAUGUAUGCAUUUACAUACACAUGUAUCAAUCGGACCAAUCCUGUUGCUUCCUGUAUUUCUAUUCCUAAUUCCUAUCAAUUCCUAUAUUAUUGUCUACAUCUGUUCGUAUCGUGUUGUAUUUAAAAGUGUAAGAUCUGUCAAAAAUGGGUAAGAAAGGAAAAGCAGGAGGAAGUAAUUUAGGAAAAGCUUUGAUCAGAGAUCGUUUCGGGUCAUCGAGGAAUAAAAGAAACGCCGAGUCGUCUAUGCUCCAUACCUCCGAUUUAAACGAUGGCUAUGACUGGGGUCGUCUUAAUCUUCAAUCCGUCACGGAAGAGGAUUCGUUUCAAGAAUUCCUCUCCACCGCCGAGUUAGCUGGAACCGAGUUUCAGGCCGAGAAGUUGAACAUUAAAUUUGUCAAUCCGAAAAGUGGUAUUGGAUUGCUCUCGAAGGAUGAGAGGACGAAGGUUUUGGAGUCGCAGGAAAAGAACAGAGCGUUAUUGAAAAUACCAAGGAGGCCGAAAUGGGACAAUUCCACCACUGCGAACGAAUUGCAAAGCAGAGAAAAAGAAGAAUUUUUACAAUGGAGACGUUCUCUUGCCGUACUCCAGGAAGUGGAAGGAUUGAUGCUGACUCCGUAUGAAAAGAAUCUGGAAUUUUGGAGGCAAUUGUGGAGAGUGGUAGAACGCAGCGAUGUCAUUGUACAAAUCGUAGAUGCCAGGAAUCCGCUCCUCUUUCGCUGCGAAGAUUUGGAGGCAUAUGUCAAAGAGAUAAAUCCCAGAAAGAUGAACAUGAUAUUGAUUAAUAAGGCAGACUUCUUGACGGAAGAACAGCGACAAGCCUGGGCAAGAUACUUUACAGACAUUAAUUUGAGAAUAGCAUUAUUCUCUGCCACGUUGGCAGCUGAGAAACAAAAAUUAAGAGAUAUCAUGGAAGAAGAGAACUCCGGUGAUGAACAAUCUUGCGAAACAGACGAUGAGGAGGACAGAACUGAUGACAGCGAUUUAUCGUCGUAUAAUUCAGAAUUUGCCACGGACAGCGAAUAUGAAAGUGCCGACGAUGGUAGUUACACAAUUGUUGAAAAUGAAGAAAAUAAUUCGAAGAGCAAGGAACCUAGUUUAGAAGAAUUAAAGCCUUCAGCAGAGGAGACAGUUGAAAAAGUAAUAGACGAUACGAAGAUAGAAAAUUCGUCUGAGUUACUAACUAGAGACCAGUUGGUAUCGUUCUUCAAAAGAGUUUACAAGGGUGAGACGUACACGAAAGAAGUGACGACAAUCGGUUUAGUAGGCUACCCAAAUGUAGGAAAAAGUUCGACAAUAAAUGCUCUAUUAAUGGACAAGAAGGUAUCGGUGUCGGCAACGCCGGGCAAAACAAAACAUUUCCAAACCCUUUUUCUUGAUAAGGAUCUGCUCCUCUGCGAUUGCCCCGGGCUGGUGAUGCCCAGUUUCGUUAGUACCAAAGCAGAGAUGAUUUUGAACGGUAUAUUACCAAUCGAUCAAAUGAGGGAUCACGUGCCUCCUAUUACGUUACUCGGUUCUUUAAUACCAAGGCACGUUAUAGAAGAUCUUUAUGGAAUUAUGAUACCGCCACCGCCAGAAGGAGAAGAACCCGAUCGUCCUCCGACAGCAGAAGAAAUUUUGAACUCUUAUGGAUAUAAUAGAGGUUUCAUGACGCAAAACGGACAACCGGACAAUCCACGUUCGGCGCGGUAUCUUCUGAAAGAUUACGUGAACGGUAAACUGUUGUACUGCGUCGCGCCACCGACAAUUGAACAAGAGAAAUUUCACACGUUUCCACCAAGAAAACGAACGAUUUUCGUGAAUAAGCAUUUGCCGGCCAGGACGGUGCGCGCGAGUAAAGGUAGUAAAACUACGACCGAGGACGUGGACAAAGUGUUUUUUCAAAAUAACACGUCGGACGUACACGUGAGAGGAGUGGUUGGAAAAAUGCAGGGCUUGUUCAGAACAAAUUUCCACGGUACAAGAUCAGCGAUUGGUUCUACGCAGAGUCUGCUGAUCGAGGCGAAACCGUGGAAAAAGAUUAACAAACAUACCAACAAAAAGAAACGGGAGAAAACGAGGAGAUUGUACGCUCAUCUUGAUGAACAUUGAUUCCUGUUAUUGCCGCGUUAUCGGGUGAAUUGAAGGCCUUCUCGCUAUACAACAGCGGAUUAUAUUUUGUAAUAUACAAAUCUCUAAGAGUAUAAGCGCAUCAGAUUGUAUCGAUUCUAGUACUGUAAACACAUAUACAUAUAAGAAUA
Molecule: messenger RNA, 2387 nt
Organism: Ceratina calcarata
Lineage: Eukaryota; Metazoa; Arthropoda; Insecta; Hymenoptera; Apidae
Gene: Ns3
Product: nucleostemin 3
Exons: 4
Coding region: 295-2238 (647 amino acids)
Biological process (GO): ribosomal subunit export from nucleus
Cellular component (GO): cytosol
Molecular function (GO): GTPase activity; GTP binding
Source: RefSeq, a predicted model, not a curated record